Molecule: messenger RNA, 685 nt
Organism: Sphaeroforma arctica JP610
Lineage: Eukaryota; Ichthyosporea; Ichthyophonida
Exons: 4
Coding region: 19-552 (177 amino acids)
Biological process (GO): glutathione metabolic process
Molecular function (GO): glutathione transferase activity
Source: RefSeq, a predicted model, not a curated record
CAGGUCCCGUUACUCUGCAUGGAUGGAUUAAAACUUUCUCAGUCGGGAGCCAUUGUGCGCUAUCUCGCCGCGAAACACGGUAUGGAUGGCAGUCCAGAUGUGUACCACAAAACACAGUGCGACAUCAUAGCCGAGUGUCUGCGCGAUUAUAAGGCCGACGCGUAUGGAGCGUGGGAGUACUGGCUUGGGCCCGAUCCUAGUCCCGAGCGACUGACUAAACUGCAAGCGAGCAACGGCAGGUUUCUACCCAGGUUUGAGAGACAACUAAAGAGGAAUAGAGAGGAGGACGGGUACAUUGGCGGCUUCCUUGUUGGGCCUAAACUGACCUAUGCAGAUGUAUACGCUUCCGAAGUACUGGAAGAAGUGGUGGCCGCCAUACCAGAGGCGCUGAGUGCCUAUCCACUCACAGCAGCCCUGCUGGAACAGACUCGUGCACACCCAGGCAUAGCAGCGUUUCUCUCCGGCAAGGAUGGGCACCGCAAGAUGAUUAAUGCUGCUGAGAAAGACAUCAUAACGUACAGAGCAAAUGUGGACAGGGCUCUGGGUCGGUAGAUGUAUUUCAGUAGGCAGUUGUUCCUUGGUAGAAUCAGCACAGAUGAUAUAUUGAAAGGAAAAAAUGUCUGCAAUAUCCUUUAACGUUUCAGGUCGCGGCAUGCGAGCGGUUAUAAAAACAUGAAUGGUUGCC